AUGCCAAUGUUUCGUCGCAUGCGACCACGCACGGCCGGCGGCGAGGACCGCCUCAGUGCACUACCCGACGACCUCAUCCGCCUCAUAGUAGGCAGGCUGGACACCCGCACCGCACUCUCCACCGCCGUCCUGGCCAGGCGUUGGGUGCACAUCCCCCGCGAUCUGGCGGAGCUCGACUUUAGGGUGAGCGACGUACUCCCGCCCGAGUACGACCGGACCGUCGCCCUCCGCCGGCGCAACAUGCCGCGUGACACGUUUCUGGCCGAGAUGCUGGACUGUCUCAUGGCGCGCUGCGAAAUCGACACGAUCACGGCAUUCGUUGACGGCAUCACUGGAUUCUUGGAAGCGGACGGUGGCCCUGCUGACGGCGAUGCACGUCGGCGCGCCAAGACCCUGCGUCUGGAGUUCUUCCAGACACACGACGGCGGCUGCGUAGUCGACCGCCUGAUCGCCGCUGCAGUAGGCGCAUGGGGAGUGGAGGAUCUGGAGGUCGUUGCCAGGCAAGCGUCAUGCGAUGUCCUUCAGGCACCGCCCUACCGCUUUCCCCACGACCACGACUGCCUCAAGGACGGCCUUCGCAGCUUGACGCUGGGUAACUACUGCAUGCUCCCGCCGCUGCAUAGCUACGGCGCUCUCACCACGCUGGUCCUGCGAGACAUGGCUGCUUCCACGCCCCUCGGCGUGUACCAGAGGGUGUUCACUGAGUGCACACGGCUUCAGGUGCUUCGCCUGAUAUCCUGCUGCUGUGCACAUGACUGUGUGGUGGUGGACGCUCCGUGUUCAGAGAUCAGGGAGCUCAGCCUCGACCAGUGCAAGUUCAUGGAGAUCGAGCUGCGCCACCUUCCAAUGCUUGUCCGUCUGGCGUGCUGCCUAACCAACACUACAAAACUCGUAUUCGGCUCCGUCCCUAGCCUCAUGCACACUAACCUCACAUUUGCGGCAGAAAGCUUGAUUGUACGGAAGCGGUGCAUGGAUUACUUCGGCCAUUACAUCACCGGUAUGCCCCCUACCAUGACGAAUCUCGUCCUCCGCUUCACCGGGCUGAGAAGAUGGAUGUUGCCCGCUCCACCGGCCAAGCCAUUGCUCAAUCUCAAAAAGCUCCUUGUCGCCGAUCUGCCUGCGAACUGGGACAUCACAUGGCCACGCCGCCUCCUGUUGGCCGCACCAUCACUCGAGGUCCUGCACAUCCAUGUGCCUUGCUCGGAGGAGGAGCCAAAUUACGGGAGCAUGAGACUGAGCUCACUCGAGGCGCUUCAGCGCCAUCACCACCUCAAGGAGCUGGCCAUUACUGGAUUCUUGCAGCGCCACAUAUGGUUUUUGAAGUAUGUUGUGAACGUGUGCACAUCGUUGCAACGUGUUAUCCUACUCCAGGAUGAUGGUCAUGUUCGAUACAAUGGACUUUGGGAUUGGGAGAUGGUCGGGCAGCAAGCAUGUCCUUGGAGCAAUGAUGAUGAAAUGGUCGUGAGGAGAAUAAUCCAAUCUGGGUGCAAGCCUCUUGUUGAACUCAGCAUGGGAUGA
Molecule: messenger RNA, 1518 nt
Organism: Triticum turgidum subsp. durum (durum wheat)
Lineage: Eukaryota; Viridiplantae; Streptophyta; Magnoliopsida; Poales; Poaceae
Source: the annotation of a GenBank genome assembly